This is a messenger RNA of Dentiscutata heterogama, 125 nucleotides long. The record is from the annotation of a GenBank genome assembly. NCBI's taxonomy places the organism in Eukaryota, Fungi, Glomeromycota, Glomeromycetes, Diversisporales, Gigasporaceae.
AAGAUGAAAAUGAAAGCAUAAUGGAUGUGAAAAAUCAAACUGACAAUGAAGAAAAUACCACUAAUGAAACUAAUAAUGAAAAUACAAUGGAUUAUAAAUAUGUAAUGAAUUUGAUGAAAGAAUGA